Carlito syrichta (Philippine tarsier) is the source of this 1439-nucleotide messenger RNA. RefSeq names its product leucine rich repeat containing 2 (gene LRRC2). The coding region runs from base 16 to 1131 and encodes 371 amino acids. The record is from RefSeq and is a predicted model, not a curated record. The transcript is spliced from 8 exons. NCBI's taxonomy places the organism in Eukaryota, Metazoa, Chordata, Mammalia, Primates, Tarsiidae. Gene Ontology annotation, molecular function: protein binding.
UUUCAUGCUCCCAAAAUGGGACACAAAGUGGUGGUGUUUGACAUUUCUGUCGUCAGAGCCUUGUGGGAAACACGUGUCAAGAAGCACAAAGCUCGGCAGAAGAAGGAGGCAGAAAGACUGGAGAAGAGUGCACUGGAAAGGAUAAAGGAGGAGUGGAACUUUGUGGCCGAAUGCAGAAGGAAAGGCAUCCCUCAAGCCCAGUACUGCAAAAAUGGCUUCAUAGACACUAGCGUACGGCUUCUGGAAAAGAUCGAGAGGAACACUCUUGCAAGGCAGAGUCCACUUCCUAAGGACAGAGGCAAGCGGAGCAGUCCAUUUGUGUUUGAACUUUCUGGGGAGCACUGGAAGGAGCUCCCAGAUUCAUUGAAGGAGCAGACGCACCUGAAAGAAUGGCACAUAAGCAAUACCCUGAUUCAAAGCAUUCCUACAUAUAUCGAGCUGUUUCAAGCAAUGAGAAUUCUGAAUCUGCCAAAAAACCAACUCUCAAGUCUUCCAGCUGAAAUCGGUUGUUUGAAGAACCUGAAAGAACUCAAUGUGAGUUUCAAUCAUCUGAAGAGCAUUCCUCCAGAACUGGGAGACUGUGAAAACCUAGAGAGACUGGAUUGUUCUGGAAAUCUCGAAUUAACUGAGCUGCCCUUUGAAUUAAGUAAUUUGAAGCAAGUUACAUUUGUAGAUAUCUCAGCAAACAAGUUUUCCAGUGUCCCGAUCUGUGUCCUGCGGAUGUCUAAUUUGCAGUGGUUGGAUAUCAGCAACAAUAGCCUGACUGACUUGCCACAAGAUAUAGACAGGCUAGAAGAACUGCAGAGCUUCCUCUUGUAUAAAAACAAGUUGACCUACCUUCCUUAUUCCAUGCUUAACCUAAAGAAGCUCACCUUGUUAGUCGUCAGCGGGGACCGUUUGGUGGAGCUUCCAACUGCCCUUUGUGACUCAUCCACACCUUUAAAAUUUGUAAGCCUUAUGGAUAAUCCUCUUGAUAACACCCAAUCUCAAGAUGGUGACGAGAUAAUGGAAAGUGAACAGGAUCGCCAACAUUUUGAUAAAGAAUUUAUGAAAGCCUAUAUUGAAGAUCUUAAAGAAAGAGAAUCUGUUCCAAGCUAUACCACCAAAGUGUCUUUUAGCCUUCAACUUUGAUGUCAUCCUUCAGAAGACUGCAAAAUCUCGCUCUCCUGUGGAGCUUUAGAUCUUUGUAUCAUGGGUCAUGUCAUAUAGGAAUAAUGGCUCAUGCUUAAGGACAAAGUCUAGAAACCACUAUCACUAGUUGUUAAGAGAAAUGAUUUUCAAAUUUCAAGUAUAUUAAUACCUCCUUUUAUGGACUGGAGAAUUGAUAAAUUGGUUUAUAGAUUGAUAUUUACAGGUUCAUUUUGCAUACAGUUGUUUCCAAAUAAUGUAUAUUUAAUAUUUUUUAAAUGUAUCACUUAAAAAAAUUAUAACAUAAAGAC